AUGUUUGAAAAAUGGUGGGUUUUUCGAUCUGGAAUCCAAAAUAAGCAGCCACUUUUCACUGUCUACCCACUGUACAAGCCUCAAAGGCCGGGUGGAAUCCCUCCCAUCCUCCAAGGUUGUGGGGUCUCAAAGGCCAGGAGGCUCCCAGUCUUUGAGACUGUCCAAGCCUCAAAGACUGGGAGGAAACCUCCUGGUUUUCAAGGCCUGGUGGUACCCAUAGCCGUACCUGGGUACCACAUGCCUUUAUGCCCAAAGACAGACACCCAGCACCACCUGGCAGGGGCAGGCAGUACCUGCCAAGUUCUUCCCAGUACCUAG
Messenger RNA from Puccinia graminis f. sp. tritici CRL 75-36-700-3, 318 nucleotides. RefSeq lists its product as uncharacterized. The record is from RefSeq and is a predicted model, not a curated record. Bases 1 to 318 code for a protein of 105 amino acids. Lineage: Eukaryota; Fungi; Basidiomycota; Pucciniomycetes; Pucciniales; Pucciniaceae. The transcript has a single exon.